Messenger RNA from Pseudomassariella vexata, 156 nucleotides. RefSeq lists its product as uncharacterized. The coding region runs from base 1 to 156 and encodes 51 amino acids. Lineage: Eukaryota; Fungi; Ascomycota; Sordariomycetes; Amphisphaeriales; Pseudomassariaceae. The record is from RefSeq and is a predicted model, not a curated record. The transcript has a single exon.
AUGAAUAAGAACUGGAACGAUAGAGCUGAUAAAGAUCUGUUCUUCACCAUCCUCUCCGUCAAGAACAUUGGCGUCAUCAGCGGAGGAGAAUGGACCACCAUUGGCAACCACAUGCGCACACUGGGUUAUGGCUUCACAAAUGAGGGAUGUCGGUAA